AACAAAUGGAUCCAUGAACGAGGAAACGAAUUCCGACGUCCAUGCGGUUUGAAGAUGUCCGAUGGGGAAAGGUUCAUCGGUGAUCUCGGCUAUGGUCCAACACCAAGGAAUCAUCCGAAUCUCAGUCCAGUACUAUCUAAGGACGUCUUUAACACAAUUUAA
Messenger RNA from Strongylus vulgaris, 162 nucleotides. The record is from the annotation of a GenBank genome assembly. NCBI's taxonomy places the organism in Eukaryota, Metazoa, Nematoda, Chromadorea, Rhabditida, Strongylidae.